Messenger RNA from Meloidogyne enterolobii, 1508 nucleotides. NCBI's taxonomy places the organism in Eukaryota, Metazoa, Nematoda, Chromadorea, Rhabditida, Meloidogynidae. The record is from the annotation of a GenBank genome assembly.
UUUUUAGCUUUGAAAAUGUUCCUGGUUCAAUUAAAAAGCCUAUACCUGUUAAGAACUCAGCUUUAACAUUUUUGAAGGUUAUCGGAGUUUUAUGACUACAGACUUUAUUCCUAAAACUGCCGCCCUUUCCAGUAAACAAGUCCGUGCCCGAUUAGAACCCCCGAUUUUGGCAAUUUUAAAUGCAUCAGGGUUUUACGUUUUUAGAUUUUUAUCUCUGAAAAAGCUUCUGCCCAGUUAAUGACUCUUAAAAAUUGACACUAAUUAUUAUUUUUCAAAGGUUUAUGAAAGAAAAUCGUCAUAAAUAUAUGGAUGAAUGUGCUGAUAAAAGAAAACAAUCAGCAGAAUUAAAUAAAGAAUUGGGACAAGUUUGGCAAAGAAUGACUAGAGAUGAACAACAACCAUAUUAUGAUAUGGCAACAUUAAAACGUGAAGAACACCAACGACUUUAUCCAAAUUGGACAGCUCGUGAGAAUUAUGCAAUACAUAAAAAGGCUAAAAAGCGUAGAACAAGGGAACGUUCAUUAGAAAAUAAUGAUUCAAAGAAGUGUCGUGCACGUUUUGGUGUUGAUAAUCAAAUUAAAUGGUGUAAACAUUGUAAACGUAAAAAGAAAUGUUUAAAUGUUCUUUGUGAUUCUGAUUCUCCUGCACAGGUUUCCUCUACUACAAAUCCAACCACUCCUUUACAUCAUCAUCAACAACAACAACAAGGAGGGCAGAGCAGCAGCAAUAAUAACAAUUUAAAUAUACAUCAUAAUUCACAAACUUCACAAUUUUCAAAUUUAUUUGGUUUAAAUUUAUCAACCCAACAAUCUCAACAUCUUCCAAUAAAACAACAACAAUUAGAUUCUCCUCUAAGUUCACAAAAAGGGCAAUCAACCAAUAGUGAAUUAAGCCGUUGUUCUUCUACAGCAAGUAGUGAUGGUGGUGAGGAUGAAUCUAUUGAAGAAGAAGAAGAAUCUGAUAUUGAUGAGGACAACAAAGCUGAUAUUAAACAAAAUUUAAUGAUGGAAGGGUUAGAAUCACCAAUAAUGUCAAAACAACAACAACAUGGUGGUCGUGGUGGUGUUAAUGUUAAAACUUUCAAAAUGGAAACAACACCAACAACCACCUCCGACCCCAAAUUAUUUUCUCCACAUACACCACCUUCACAUUUACGUCGUAAACACCCUCAACAACAACAACAACACAACCAACAACCUCUUUUAGUUGAUACACCCUCAAAACAACAUUCAUCUUCUUUAUUUGGUUCAAGUAAUACUAAUGAUGUUAAUAAUUUAUUAGUUGCUGCAGCUGCUUCAACAUUAUUGCCUCAUCAUCAUUCUUCCUCUCCAUUUUCUUCUUCUUCAAAUAAUCCAAUUUUACAACAACAAAAUAUUCCUUCAGCCUUUCAAAUGCCUCCACCAACAACACCUACUGGAGCAGGAGCAGGAAGUUUUCCUUUUCAACCAACAAGUCCUUUCUUUCCUUGGAGUGGGCUAAACUUUAUGUCUUCAUUUAUGAAACAUUAA